Fonsecaea nubica is the source of this 999-nucleotide messenger RNA. RefSeq lists its product as hypothetical. The coding region runs from base 1 to 999 and encodes 332 amino acids. The transcript has a single exon. Gene Ontology annotation, molecular function: oxidoreductase activity. Lineage: Eukaryota; Fungi; Ascomycota; Eurotiomycetes; Chaetothyriales; Herpotrichiellaceae. The record is from RefSeq and is a predicted model, not a curated record.
AUGCGUGCAGUCGACAUCAGGGGCGAGACAGGACCUGUUUCGGCCUUGUUCAUCAAUUCCGAGACACCCAUGCCCAAGCCCGCGCAGAAUCAGGCCUUGGUGAAAAUUAAAGCAUUUGGGCUCAACCGCAUGGACCUCUUGCAGCGGGAGGGCAAGUACCCGGUCCCGCCACAAGCCCCCAAGACCAUGGGCGUUGAGUUCUCAGGCAUCAUUGAAUCCUUUGGAUCUCCCUCUUCCACUCUAGACUUCCAUGUCGGAGAUGAGGUCUUUGGUUUGGCUUAUGGUGGCGCAUACGCCGAGUACAUCGCCGUUAGCACGUCGAUGCUCAUUCACAAACCCAAAGAACUCAGCUGGGAACAGGCUGCCGGGGUGCCUGAGACCUGGAUCACCGCCAUCCAAGCGCUCUAUCUGGUCGGUGACUAUCAGGAAGGCCAGAGCGUCUUGUGGCAUGCUGGGGCGAGCGGCGUCAGUAUUGCCGGAAUCCAACUCUCAAAGGCCGCCGGAGCGUCGGCUGUCUAUGUCACCGCGAGUACGCCAGCCAAAAUUCAAUUCUGCAAGUCUAUCGGCGCGACCGAGGGGUUCAAUUAUAGAGAAGGCGACUGGGCGGACGCGUUACUUGCCUACACGGAGGGAAAGGGGGCAGACCUGAUCGUGGACUUUGUGGGGGCCGACUAUUUCAGGCAGAACCUGAAAGCGGCGGCAAGGGAUGCCCACAUUGUGAACUUGGGCUGGCUGAGCGGGACCGUCGUCAAGGGCGACGUCGACAUCAGUGCUUUUCUCGGCAAGAGAUUGAGGUUCGAGGGGAGCAGUCUCCGGAGUCGCGACGAACCGUACCAAAAGAAACUGCGGGAUUUGCUGGUCGAGCACGCGCUGCCUAGGCUUGUGGACGGCCGGUUCAAAAUCUUCAUCGAAAGGGUUUUUGACAUGGACGAGAUCCAAAAGGCGCAUGAGGUGUUGGAGUCGAACCAGACCAUGGGCAAACUCAUAUGUAGGGUGUAG